AUGGGCAGCCCCUGGAACCGCAGCGACGGCGCGGAGGGCGCCCCGCUGCCCUGUGACGAGCGUCUCUGCUCGCCCUUCCCCCUGGGGGCGCUGGUGCCGGUGACCGCCGUGUGCCUCGGUCUGUUCGCCGUCGGGGUGAGCGGCAACGUGGUGACGGUGCUGCUGAUCGGGUGCUACCAGGACAUGCGGACCACCACCAACCUGUACCUGGGCAGCAUGGCCGUGUCCGACCUGCUCAUCCUGCUCGGGCUCCCCUUCGACCUGUACCGCCUCUGGCGCUCGCGGCCCUGGGUGUUCGGGCAGCUGCUCUGCCGCCUCUCGCUCUACGUGGGCGAGGGCUGCACCUACGCCACGCUGCUGCACAUGACGGCGCUCAGCGUCGAGCGCUACCUCGCCAUCUGCCGCCCGCUCCGCGCCCGCGUCCUAGUCACCCGGCGCCGCGUCCGCGCCCUCAUCGCGGCGCUCUGGGCCGUGGCGCUGCUCUCCGCGGGGCCCUUCUUCUUUCUGGUGGGCGUCGAGCAAGACCCCGGCAUCGACGCGGUCCCAGACCUUAACGGCAGCGCGCCGUUCACCCCCUCGCCCCGCACCUGGCCGCCGCCGUCGCCGUCCCCGCCGUCGGGGCCCGAGGCCGCGGAGGCCGCGGCCGCCGCGGCCGCCGCGGCGCUGUUCAGUCGCGAGUGCCGGCCGAGCCCGUCUCAGAUGGGCGCGCUGCGCGUCAUGCUGUGGGUCACCACCGCCUACUUCUUCCUGCCCUUUCUGUGCCUCAGCGUCCUCUACGGGCUCAUCGGGCGGGAGCUGUGGAGGAGCCGGGGCCCGCUGCGAGGCCCGGCCGCCUCCGGGCGCGAGAAGGGCCACCGGCAGACGGUCCGCGUCCUGCUGGUGGUGGUUCUGGCAUUUGUAGUUUGCUGGUUGCCUUUUCACGUGGGCAGGAUCAUUUACAUAAAUACAGAAGAUUCUCGGAUGAUGAACUUCUCUCAGUACUUUAACAUUGUAGCUUUGCAACUUUUCUAUCUGAGUGCGUCCAUCAACCCGAUCCUCUACAACUUCAUUUCAAAGAAGUACAGAACAGCGGCCUGGAACCUGCUGCUGGCCAGGCAGUCCAGACAGAGAAGUUUCUGCAGAAGCAGGGACAUGGUGGGGGACACAGGAGGAGAUACUGCUGGCUACACAGAGCAGAGCACCAAAGUACAGACGUCAUCGACCAGCAUGGCCAAGCAAGUGGCUUCCUCCCACAACGUGGGGACUUCAGGGAAAACAGGUCUAUAGGGAAAGAAGGACUGCAAGUGGGCAACUGAUGCCAUUAGGAAGAAUUGGGAAGAGUGGUCAGCAUUUUGCAGAUUGAUCGGCAACUUUGUCAGCAUGAUUUUUUUUUUCCUUUUUUAAACCAAGCUACGCAAUUUAACCACCUCCCGGCAUACCCCUCAAGGACGUUGAUUUCAGCCUCGGGAAAUCCCACAACACAAAAUGUGCUCUGGGGAGGUUUUCUAAGUUUUCGUUCUCCUAGACUUUGCAAAUAUGAUUGCUCAUUUUCUGGUUAAUAAGUCAUACAGAGAGAUGCUGUCAUGAGACUUGUCUCCUCUGAGAUCAGGGGUGUAUUUGUAUUUUCAUGUUCUGGAUAUACAUGUAAUGGUGCAUAUACAAGGAGCCCAGGAUAAUUAGAGCUUUUAUUCAAGAAAUUAUUUAAUGCCUACAUAAGGUAGCAGAAUUUUUUAGAAGCAAAUGAAAGGAAUUGUGGGUAAAGGCCAAUGUUCAGGGGUCCCACCUCACUCCUGGCUGAGAACAAAUCAUAGAGUUGAGGGACAAUACCGUCUUUUGGAACUGCUGUGCAUCAGCAAGUGUGUUGCCACCCACUUGUCCCCGAGACUGCCCCCCAGGUUUGCCCAGUGCCCUGGCUUCAAGGCAGCGCCCCGGACACCGAAGCCUGAGGGCAGGGAGCAACUGCAGGGCUUGGCUUCCCUGCAAAGUGACUGCUAAUGACAUUUAUAAAGAUCGUUAUUGUGCCUUAUUUGCCUCCGCUUGGUGGGAUACGUAUUACCAUCAUUCCUGUUUUACUGGUGACGAAAUCGAGUCUUCGAUGUCCCAGGGUGGGUAUGAGUCUGAGCGCCAGUCUUUAGAUUCUUACCCAUUCCCGCCAUGAGACGCUGCUCUUACUGCAAAACACAGGAGUCAAUGGAUGUAAUCAGGGCUGAAAGAGAAUGUGUCCGCCUUUCUGACCAACAACUCUGUCCCUGUUUUGUGUUUUACAGUUUAAAACACAGACCUGUUUUCAGAGGGCUGCUGCCUGCCCCCCAAAGGGCCUCAUUGACUCCACCGUCUGUAAGAAUGGCGCCCCCUGCAGGCGGGCAGGGCACAGAGUCUCUGUUGUAAACUACAGACGGUGAAUCCAUAGAGUCCACUCAGCGUGCUGACAAAGGUCUGUCACUUUUACACUGACCAACCAAAUACAGUGAUGCCUUUAGGUCCCCGUGAAGGGUCCUGACACCCUGGUCCUGCCCUCAACUGGGACAGCAGAGAAGUCUUUCGUCUGCAUUGUGUCUCUGCCAAGUGGAGGGACAGGCAGAUAGUGGCUGCUUGGGGCGGCCGUCCCCAGACUGUACAUGGCAGGUAUUUGGUGAUUACUUGCAAAAAGGACUCUGUGGAGUCACCACAGCACGUAUCACAUCAGAGGUCCCAAGUUGUCGCACCCAGCUUUCCUUGACUUCUUUUGUCCCAGAACAAUCUCCCCAUCCUCCCUCCUCAAGAACUCUUUGAAACCUGGUGGACUGAGGAACACUGUUGGAGCCAGCAGGGUUCGCACAGGGGGGACGUGCCAGCCUUGUGCCCCGGCCACUCCUCGGCUUGGUGGCCCUUCGUAGGGGUGUGCUGGAGCUGAUGCCGCACACAGUGUCUCUGCUCGUGGGGGUUCGUCUGUGGGGCAGUCAGAUGAGGCCUGUUCCCUAUGGAAGGUCAUGGCUAAGAACCUUACUGAUAUCUUAAGUGUAAUAGAGCUAUAGAAGCAAAGACCUCUCCUUUGAGUUUUUUCGGUGAGAUUCCAGAAGAGAGGGAUUUAUAUCCCACUUCCCUGUGACCUAAGUGUGUUCCCAGGUGUGUGGGAGUGGGGAGGAUCCCCCUUCCUUCACCACUGGGUGCCUGAGGCGGAGGGUCUGAAGCCCAUCCCUCCUGCAGGUCACUGUGCAGUUGUUUCUGAAGUGCUGGCCUCACUCAUUAAUGGACUGUGAAAUCAGUGGACUCUGUCACUUUUUUUUUUUUGUAACGGGAAGGAGUGGGGCAAGAACAGAAUAGAGAAACCAGGCCUUCACGUGUGGUAAGGGGAACUGUUAUGUUGUAAAACUUGUUUCAACUAUUAGCCCG
Molecule: messenger RNA, 3351 nt
Organism: Leptonychotes weddellii (Weddell seal)
Lineage: Eukaryota; Metazoa; Chordata; Mammalia; Carnivora; Phocidae
Gene: MLNR
Product: motilin receptor
Biological process (GO): G protein-coupled receptor signaling pathway
Cellular component (GO): plasma membrane
Molecular function (GO): G protein-coupled peptide receptor activity
Source: RefSeq, a predicted model, not a curated record